This is a messenger RNA of Cylas formicarius (sweet potato weevil), 3482 nucleotides long. Its product is annotated as lysophosphatidylserine lipase ABHD12-like. The transcript is spliced from 7 exons. Gene Ontology annotation, cellular component: endoplasmic reticulum membrane. Gene Ontology annotation, biological process: monoacylglycerol catabolic process; phosphatidylserine catabolic process. Bases 186 to 1265 code for a protein of 359 amino acids. The record is from RefSeq and is a predicted model, not a curated record. Gene Ontology annotation, molecular function: phosphatidylcholine lysophospholipase A1 activity; monoacylglycerol lipase activity. NCBI's taxonomy places the organism in Eukaryota, Metazoa, Arthropoda, Insecta, Coleoptera, Brentidae.
CUCGCAUUAGUCCGGGCCUGACCCAACGGUGCAUUGCAUAAAGACACGAAGCGGGAAAUGAUUUUGUCCAAUUCGCAGGUGAUUCCGCGUUUAUAAACGUUGCAAACCUUAUGCAUAAACAAAGUUGACCCAUAGGCAUUUAAUGGAUGUCGUGUUUAUCGUAGUUUUGUGAAAUAUUCUUCGGUAUGUGUCAUCACAUGUCGCAGAAUUAUCGCCCUCGCGUUGCUACCAGAAAAAUCAGGUGUCGAAAAUGUUUCAUUGGGACGUGCGCUUACAUCGCAGUCCUGCUUCUUCUUGUAUUCAUUAUACUUUUCGUUGUGGUACCCAUGGCUUUCAAGUACAGCGUGGAAAUCCAGCGGGGUUUGAUAUUCCCUACGUAUUUGAUAGAGGAUCAAAACUAUUCAGACGUUAACAAAUUCGGGAUCAGCGGCGUGCGUAACAUGUACAUUGACGUCACGACAAAGGACAACCGUUCAAUAAGUUUGGGUGCCUGGCAGAUAUUGCCCCUGGAUAUGGUGAGCGACCUGCUAACUAACGAGGAUUACGAUUUUGAUGGGGCGUUCGAUAACGCGCGGUACAACAUACUGCUUUAUCUUCACGGUAACGGCUCGGACCGUACCAAACACGUCGAGCUGUAUAACAUUUUAAGGGAGAUUUUUCAUAUCCUCGCCGUGGACUACAGAGGCUACGCUGACUCAACGAGGGCGGAAAUAACCGAACAGGCCAUAGUAAGCGACCUCGUUCACGUGUACCAGUGGCUACGAAAACAGAGCAAUUCUAGAAUAUUUAUCUGGGGGCAUUCGUUGGGGACCGGCGUCGGGACCCAGCUGGUAUCCGCCUUGAAGGUGGAUAACCAGGUGCCAUCUGGUUUAGUUUUGGAAGCGCCGUUUACUUCGGUGACCGAUGUUAUGAAGAUGCAUCCCAUCGUUAGGUUCUAUUCGUUUUUGCCUUGGUGCAAGGCGACUAUUUUGGAUCCGAUUGUAGAAAACGGCAUGGAUUUCAAUUCGAAAAAGUACGUUGAAGAUGUCGAUUGCCCGAUUAUGAUCCUCCACGCGAUGGAUGACGACAUCAUACCAGUUGAAAUGGGUUUAGAGCUCUCUCAAAUAGCUGAUAGCAAGAGAAACGGGACUUACCAGGGUAAAGUUAUUCUUCACAUAUAUGAAGCGUUGGGCUACAGACACAUGAACCUUUGGAAAGCCCCGGAGCUACCGCAACACGUCAAACAUUUCGUCGAAGAGUGUGCGAGGUUCGAGGCGUCUCAAUAAUUCGUCGCGGAACAACAUUGCCUGUGAUAUUUCAAUAAUAAAAAUGUUCGGGGUGCACGUUUAAAUACUGUUUUUUUUUAUUUAAUUACAUAGUAAAGUUUCAAUUUACACAAACGUAAAAUUUGGUUACAAAUACUAGACACGUAAAAUAAUAAAUAGCCGAACGAAAUGUUGUGUGGCCACAAUUUUGACUUCCUUGAGAUCACAUAAAAAAUAACGUUUCGAAAAGAAAAAGAAAUCCGUGCGUUAUAUUAUAGUAAUAUAAUUAAAUGCAUAUAUCACAAAGUUAUACCAUAUAAAAUUAAUGUAACACAGCGAGUGCCUAUAAACCGAAAACGCGUUGUAUGUUAGAUAUACCAUAUUGCAUAAUUAUGAUUGAGUUCUUUUGUUGUUCCGAUAUUUCGAUAUUGGUUUAAUUGUACGUCUUAUAAAUUAUAUUAUCAAAAAAAAAAGAAAGAAUGAAAGAGAACUGCACAACGCAUAAGAAAAAAAUAAAUAUAAAAGAAAAUGUCAUUAUCAUUGCAAUUUUUAUGCGCGUACUACAAAGAUUUUGUUUAUUUCAAAAUUGAAUUUUGAAGUCGAUACGCGUUUUUCCAACGAAUCUAUGUUUUGAAAUAAAUGGAAAAAUGUUAAAAUUUAUUAAAUCCUCAACAUUAUUUAGAUGAAAUCGUUCGUCCACACGGUGUCCACUAGGACGACGGUGCUUGAUAGUUUGGAAACGGCAAUAGAGAGUCGCACAGGUGCAUAACCUAAAAUUAUUUCAUGGUCAUCAUUACAUUUUUUCAAUUCCACUGCUGCACACAGACUUCCCCUCCCAUUCUUGUGACAUCUUAUCAUUGCAUUGGUAGUCUUCCUCUACUUCUCUUAGCUGUUCUAGGUCUGAAUUCAAUAAGUCUAUGACUCUAUCUUCCAUUCUAGCUCAGAGGCUGUAACUAUGACAUCUGUGACUUGUAUUAUAUGUAUCUUAAUUUCUUAUCCUAUCUGUUAAUGGUACUCUCAGCAGAGAUCGUUUCAUUCAUAGUUUCAAAGCACUGGUCUUAAGUGUUACUGUUUCUGUGCCGCAGUUCAAAACUAGUGCCUGCUAUGCGUUAUUAAAAGUACAUCAUUAGCGUAAUACAAGUGGAAUAGUCUGAUUCCAUCUAGGCUCCAAUUAUGUGCUUUGGUGACAUUGCGUCUCCUUGCCUAUCAUUUCAUUCUAUUUUCUUUACUGCUAUCGUGCUUUUGUAAUAUCAUGGUUGAUUUUUUUAAUAAAUAUUAUAAUUAGGACAACAGUGCACAAGAAAGUAUGGUUAUGUUUUUCCUUGUGGCACCCCCUAAACAUAUUUUGUAUAACACACAUACUAAAUCUAAUUAUUUUUUGAUAAUCCCAAAAAAUAUAUAUUAAUUGAACUGUCUUUUGACAAAUGCUGUGCAAGAUUUAUUCUUUAAACAAAAACCAAGUAUCCAUUUUCUAAAUGAAAUGCCCAAUGCUUUUUAUUUCUUACUGUUCAAAAAUUUAUCAAGUCGUGCAGUUUUUGUGAUUUUAUUGUAACUUCUUUUUUUAUUACAAUAAAAUUCAACUUAAAUAGCAAAAACUCUUAAUGUCCGUUAACCAGUGUGUAUUCUUUUGAUAAUUUGCUAUGAGUGAUCAGUGGCGGCUGGCGGCACGUGCACCUGGGUGUAUAUGACAACACUACUGACUGACUGAUAAAAAAUAAUACUUGCAACUUCUUUCCAUAAGUAUUUGUUAUUAAAGUUGUAUUUUGUUACAUUGUUACAAAACACUUAGUUAAUAAAAACAAAAUGGAAAUAUUUUGAAAACUAUGACAUAUAGGUAUGGAAUUUUCUGAUAAAUCUAAUAAAUCUGUUAGGAAUAGCCCGAAGCAAAAAAUGGAACUAUCGAAUUAACAACAAAAGCUAAAACAUAGUUUCAUUAAUGAUUUCAGCCAACAAUGGCAAUCCUCCUUAAAAAAUUAAAUCGUGCACAUUUGUCAAGUGGCGAAUAUAAAAAAAGCUAACAAACUUAGCUCAAGCAUAAUGUUAUACAAAAUAUGUUCAGAAUUGAUCCGAAGAAACAUAACUUAUUUUUUAUGGGUUUACAGGAUUUCCUCUACACGUGAAGAUAGUUUUAGGUUAUAAUCACAACUGCAACUUUCUAAUUGCGACGCGCUAUUGGGACACCCUGGAUAACGAGAAGGGGAGCAAACAUAAAAUUCGAUGUAUCCGAUUUUCGCGUAG